Messenger RNA from Penicillium soppii, 855 nucleotides. RefSeq lists its product as uncharacterized. The transcript is spliced from 2 exons. Lineage: Eukaryota; Fungi; Ascomycota; Eurotiomycetes; Eurotiales; Aspergillaceae. The record is from RefSeq and is a predicted model, not a curated record. The coding region runs from base 1 to 855 and encodes 284 amino acids.
AUGGAAGCGAUUCGAUCUGAGAAGGAAUACUUGAUGGAGGCCCUUGACCUCGAAAGCAAUAGACUCGAAUAUGACCCUUGGCUUCUCGAUGAUCACCCUCUACGAUCUUAUCCGACAGAGUGCAUUCCUGGGCUUGGGGCUUAUCUAGACGAGUCCAUUGGAAAGCGGAAGAAAAGUUUCCUCCGUGCUGGAUGUCUACUGAUAGGGUGCUUAGCUGUGUUCCAAUUAAUUCGUUUCCUACCCGUCAAUACAAAAUCACUCCCGCACGAGCUCUCGUCUCCACAAAUCCAUAUACGGCCACAGACUGGUGCUUGCACUUUCCCCACACUCGACACGCGACCGCAUGCGCUUGAGUCCUCUCUCGCUGGGGGAUGCGAUGGUCUACGAACGGCCGUUUGGAUGCAUGACAAUGAGCUACAAAUCGGCAACGCGGUCGCCGGGCCUGACUCUGGGGUUCUCCUUGGCCGAUUCGGCUUCGACCCGCUGCUGGUGAAACUGGACGAUGUUGCCGAAUCGCCCUCUAAUGAUAAUGAGCCCACUUCCUCUCAACCUGAUUCGUCUCGGACUUUCCUUUUGAUGCUUGAUGCUAAGACCUCGCUGCACGAACUAUAUCCACUGCUUGUCGAACAACUCGAUACUCUUCGCCAGAGAGGCUAUCUCUCUCAUUGGGAUGGGGGAAAUGUUGUUCAACGUUCAGUCACCGUCGUUGUUACCGGGGAGAGUUCCCCCAACAGUGAUUGUGUCAAUCAUUCUUACUCCGACAUUUUUUGGUCAGCAGUGCCAGAAGGAAGAGUUACGACGAGUGACUUCACGAAGGACGGCCUCCAAUAUCUAUCGCCGUUCUGUAUAGUAUGA